UCGGCACAAACCACCUCAGCAUCACACUCUUUUUGAGUUCUUACGCUAACAAACUUCAGCAAAACUUUUGCAUUUAUUAAGUGUUUAAUUUUCAAAAAAAAAAUUAAAUUAAUCUUCUAAUUUUAAUUGAAGAUUUUAUUUGUGAUUUAUCAUUUAAUAUUUUGAGCAACAAUCAAUAUGCCAGGACGUCCACUUUGGCAGGUUGCUGGAAAGCGUGACACUGAGCAAGAAGCUGAAGCUCAACAGUGGAUCGAACAAGUAACUGGUGAACGUUUUCCACCUGGAGUCAGAUAUGAAGAUGUCCUGAGAGAUGGAAUUAUUUUCUGCAAACUCAUGAACAGAUUACAACCUGGACUAAUCACAAAAAUAAAUACAUCAGGUGGUGAUUACAAAAUGAUGGACAAUCUCAAUCAAUUCCAAAAAGCUUGUGUCAAGUAUGGAGUUCCAGAUGUUGAUUUAUUCCAAGCUGUUGAUCUCAUGGAGAGAAAAAAUAUUGCACAAGUUACAAAUACUAUUUUUGCAAUCGGACGUGCAGCUUACAAACAUCCAGAAUGGCGUGGUCCAUGGCUAGGACCAAAACCAGCUGAUGAAAACAAACGUAAUUUUACCGAGGAUCAAUUACGUGCUGGUGAAGGCAUGAUUGGUCUUCAAGCUGGUUCCAAUAAAGGAGCAACACAAGCUGGACAAAGUUUUGGUGCAACAAGGAAAAUUCUUCUUGGAAAAUAAUUUAAUUUAUUAAACAAAAAAAAAAUCCAUAAUAAAAAAUUAAUAAACAAUUAAAAUUGAAAGUUUAUUUGUUUUUUAAUUUUCAAUAUUUUUAAUUUGUUUAUGUAAUGAGAAAAUAAUUUAUAACAAAGCAAUACAUGUAAAAAAAAAUAAAAUAAAAUAUAAUUUCAAUGUAAUUAAUUA
Molecule: messenger RNA, 909 nt
Organism: Aphidius gifuensis
Lineage: Eukaryota; Metazoa; Arthropoda; Insecta; Hymenoptera; Braconidae
Product: muscle-specific protein 20-like
Exons: 5
Coding region: 178-726 (182 amino acids)
Molecular function (GO): protein binding
Source: RefSeq, a predicted model, not a curated record